AAAUACUAUAUGGUAAAUACUAAAACUUGCAUUUGCUCAAAGAAUAAGCACAUUUAUACAAGGUGUGUAAGGAGCCUGCAAAGGACUUGUGGUGUGGAAAGUGGUUUUUCAAGAUUAUUUGAUUAUAUUGUUUAGUAACUGUUUUAGGUUGCACAGAGAUUAUACUUGACAUGAAUCCAGAUGUAAAGUUUGUUGCAUACCAUGACAAUAUAAUGAACCCUGAAUACAAUGCAGAUUUUUUCAAACAGUUUACAAUAGCUAUGAAUGCCCUAGAUAAUAAAGCGGCCCGAAGUCAUGUGAAUAGAAUGUGCCUUACUGCUGAUGUUCCAUUGAUUGAAAGUGGCUCUGCAGGUUAUCUUGGUCAAGUCACUGUAAUCAAAAAGGGAUUUUCAGAAUGUUACGAGUGCCAACCCAAGCCUGCUCAAAAGACGUAUCCAGGGUGUACCAUAAGAAAUACUCCAUCUGAGCCAGUACAUUGUAUUGUAUGGGCAAAGCAUCUCUUUAACCAAUUAUUUGGAGAGGCAGAUGCAGAUGCUGAAGUUUCCCCAGACACAGAGGACCCAGAAUUAAAUGAGGACAAUGGCAAUAAUGAGGAGAAGAUACAAACAACAACAAAUGAAGAGGAGAGUGAAAUUAAAAGAAGAUCUACUAGAAAAUGGGCAGAGGAAGUUCAAUAUGAUCCUGCAAAAUUGUUUUCAAAAUUUUUCUUCACUGACAUAAAUUAUUUGCUGUCAAUGGAUAAAUUAUGGAAAAAGCGUAGACCACCAGUUCCGUUACCUUGGGAUAAAGCUCUGAACACAGAUAAUACAACGAAUGAAAAGGCUAGUGUAGACGACAAUAUCAAAAGAGUAUGGAGCGUAAAGGAAUGUGCUGAAGUUUUUGGCAAAAGUCUCGCUCUACUGAAGAAAAAGUUUGAGACAAUUGGAGAGUUUCUCGUUUGGGACAAGGACGAUGAUGUGGCAAUGGACUUCGUUGUUGCUGCUUCAAAUAUAAGGUCCUUUAUAUUUGGCAUUUCAAUGAAGAGUCGAUUCGAUAUCAAAUCUAUGGCUGGCAAUAUUAUACCCGCUAUCGCAACUACAAAUGCAGUUAUAUCCGGGCUCAUUGUCAUGGAAGCAUUGAAAAUUCUUUCGGGCUGUGUGCACAAAUGCAAAACGAUAUUCUUGAACAAACAUGCAAGGGUAAAAAAGCGACUUCUUGUCAGUUCAAACUUAGUCCCACCAAAUCCUAAAUGCUACGUCUGCGCUUCAAAACCAGAGGUAACUGUGCAUCUGAAUACUAACAAAAUGACAGUGAAAAUGCUUGAGGAAAAGAUAUUGAAAGAAAAAUUCGCCAUGGUUGCUCCCGAUGUUGAAAUUGAAGAUGGAAAAGGCACGAUUUUGAUUUCUAGCGAAGAGGGAGAAACUGAAGAUAACAAUAGCAAAAUGCUGUCAGAAUUCAAAAUUGUAAACGGAACAAGGCUAAAAGUUGAUGACUUCCUACAGAAUUACGAACUGGUCAUAACCAUACGACAAAGGGAGGAAAAAGAUCCCGACGAACUGUUCGUUGUCGAAGGAGAGGAAAAUUUGCCUACAAGUGCUAGCAGUGCCUCUUUGAAAGAAAUUGAUGUUAAACCUGAUCGUGUGGACAAAAUGGACACAGCUUCAGACCGAGCUAGCGACCGGAAGCGGAAGUUAGAAGAUGAUGAAGAACAGCAAAGCACAUCCGAAAAAAAGGGGAAAUUAUGUGACCAAGAUAUCAUUGUUCUGUAAUGGGAAAGAGGAUAGCGCUAAUCACGUGAUUCCUCCUCCUGUUUUGAUACCAAGUAUCAGCCAAACUAGAAAAACUAGAAUGCUUAGGAUGGCGACAAACACUUAGGUAUUCACCUACUAAGAACAGUUUUGAAGGAGACGAACUGAUAACAUUUCUUCAACCCGCAAGUGUUAUAUUAAGUUGUUCUGUUCAAACCGAAUGUACCAUAAAUAAAUCACAUAUUAGGAUUUAGUUUUGUAUGGACUCAGAUGAUAAAUAUUUGGAAAUUGGCAACACCCGUAUUGGCUAUAAAUUUGUACAAUCUAUGCGCUGUACAAUGCUUAUGACUGUUAUUUCCUUAAGUAAGUUCGGGUUAGGGGUAACCAUGAUACCCAGCUUUAUACCGAUAUUAUGAUCGGUUAUCCAGAAUAUUUCCUAGAAUCGAGUAGCUAGUACGUUGUUAAAGAUGAAAUGGUUCACAAAAUAAUCGUUUUAGGAUGGGACCGAGCCGAUGCAUCAUAUUUAUCGCAGGUAUGGAGAGAUUUUCUAUAAACGAAGGAGUACGGAGAUAGCAUUGUAAAAAUUUAAUUCUAAUCGUUAUUUAAAGAAUAAGUAUGAAUGACCAUAUUCUGUUAGAUUAAAUACAAUGGCUUUCGCUACGUUUUUGACAAAAAAUUCAUCUUAUGAAAGCAAUGUUAAUAAAGGAUUGGAAUAUUCGAUGUCGUACUGCCGUACCACAGCAGUUUUAUGUUAAUUUACAUUAAAGGAUAGGAGAGUUUCAUUUGAUGUCAGAUGCAUUUGAGUUUGUCCAGGCCCAAGUCUACGAGUGGAGAAACAGUUGAGGGAACUUUUGGCAAGAAGGCAGUACUCUUCAGUACUGAUUCUUUGGGAUGUGGAGUGAUAGCAGUAUAUUAAGGUUCCAACUGCAAACACUUCGUAAACAAACGACCAAGUGAAAAAUUAAGAAACUUUUGAUUUGAUUUUUGCUAAUAUGUUUUGAGAGCUAUGCUGGCUUAAAGUUUGCUACUAAUUAUUUAUAAAGCACGUGCUUUGUUUCUGGUAACACUUGAUCCAAGCUACAUUGCUCAAUCACUGUAUUUGAAGCUGAGAAUCUUAGUAAGUGUUAGACAACUUUUUUAAUUAAUUAAGCUUGAAAAUUCCUAUUGAGUUUGAAAUUAUACUGGGUUUGCAGAUUAUCUUCGCCUCCGCGUUGGCUUUAAUUCAUAACCCGCCUAAUCGUAGGGUGUUUUAUUUCGAAUGUUUGGUUAAAAUGUUACAGGGUGUUUUUGUCGUAAUACUCUGACCCAAAUACAAAUGUUGGUCCUAAACUAUCGUGUUAUGAUAUACAGC
Rhopilema esculentum is the source of this 3078-nucleotide messenger RNA. The record is from RefSeq and is a predicted model, not a curated record. NCBI's taxonomy places the organism in Eukaryota, Metazoa, Cnidaria, Scyphozoa, Rhizostomeae, Rhizostomatidae.